CAUCACGUUUGAUGCUUGAAAUCAUGCAUAUAUGUUACCAACAUGAUAAGCUUAACAGGUACGGAUCCUGAUUCGAGCUUUCUGUAUUCGAUCUUUUGCAGACGUGUUGAGUCUAUGGAGAAGAAGGGGUGGGGUGGUCUUUUGGCGAUCGAUACCCGGACAAUCCAAAAAAUAUCAUAUUAUCAUAUGAAUAUGAAGAGCAAUGGCGGACCCAGAAACUUUAUUAAGGGUAUUCAACGAUAGACCAAAAUCACUAAGGGUUGUCAAAUAGUAUAGUAUCUCAAUACUAUCACCACUAAAACAAAAUUUUACAAAAAAUUUUUGUCCCAAAUUUAGACUAACUUGGGUCCUCCCCUGAUGAAGAGUCGAGCAGAAAAGAGAGUUUUAGAGAGUCCAAGUGCGUAUGUAAUAGUGAGGAGAGGAGAAAAAUCAUUUUAUCAUGGAGGGAUUAGUUCGCCUUUAUAUUUGGAUCCAUGUGUAUAUAGUGAAUACUAGCUAUCAUUCGCCUCGAUCUAGUCAUGCUAACAUUCACAAAAUCUAAUGAAACUCGAAUAUAAAUAGAUGUUUGAUUUAAAAUUAAACCCUAAUUCAUUACGAAAAUAAAAUUCUUAUGGAUCCCAAUACUAAAUAAUUAAAUAUAACUGUAUGCAAGUGGACUAAAGAUGUGUUUAGAUCUUGGAAAUCCUGUUAAAGAACAGAGAAAACCCAAUCACAUGAAUAUAACAGCUCCCUGAACAAACAAAAAUCCCAAUAAUAUGUCGAUCAAUUCAUAUAAUUAUAUUAUAUUCAAACGACAAGUGAAUAAAUAAAGAAGAAAAGGAGAAAAGAAAAAAAAACAAACGGAAUAACACACGUGCUGCGUCUCCGUGGAUUCGACGCCGGCCGGCGACUUGUACGGGUCGGGUCACGGCGAAGGGGAGAAAACGGAAACCCGGUAAGACAGACAGUCACCUAACCCGACAACGUAAGACCAAUUACCGCGAGCGAGCUACCAAAAUAAAUAUCUUGCAAGCGCUCUUUCUCUCUCUCUCUCUCUCUGGUCUCAGAAAGCCACAGAGACCACUUUCCACCUCUGCGUUUCUACAGCUUUCCUUCUUUCUCCAUUCUUUGAACAAAGCCGAAGCAUUUCUCGUAUUCAUUUUCUCCUUGUCGUUUGGUAUCUGUCUCCAAUGUUGGGUUCCUUUUGAAGAGGGUUAGCUAAGGAAUAAUCAGAGUGAACAAACACUACCCGCCACUUCGCCGAAUCUCUUUUGACUUCCUUCCAAGCUGCCGCCACCAGGUUCGUGUUAAAAGAGAGGAUAAGCUCUCUGGAUUGUCUCUCGCCCGCCCUUGUCCUUUCUUUUCACCUCUUUUUGGGAAAAUUGCCGAGGAGAAAACGAGUUUCAGUUCUAUUGGGGGUCUUUGAUUCCCUGCCAUGGAUAAAUGGCAUCCUUCAAUUUCCCUCCUUUUAGGUUCUCUCCAUAAAACUGCACGGAUUUCCUGGGGUAGGAAUUCGAGCUGUUGAACGGAGGUUUUGAGUCCAGUGCGAGAAAGAACAAGUAUGGCGACUUGAUGAAAAAGCUCCCUUCUUUCUCCCUUUCAUGUGCCAUUUUGUUUGUAAAAAUGGAAGGGCAGCUCCAUUUGAAUACCCUGAUUUUGAUUUCCCUUUUUCUUGUAUGUAUGAUUGAUUUCUUAAUUUGGGUUUGAAUCAUGUUCUGAUGGUGUUGGGAAGCUUCUGCUACUAGAAGCACAUGGAAAUUGUAGCCAUGAGUCUUGCAGCUGUUGUUCUGUGUCUUAGUUUAUAAUAUUUCCCCAGCAAGAAUAGUCAAUUCUUGUCUGCUGGAGGGCAUCUGACCAGGAAUAGGAUUUGCUUUGCUUUCAUUUGAUUUGAUUUGGAUUCUAUUGAUUGCACCUGGUCAUGCUUCUUCUAGAAGACAGUUGACAAUUUUGGUUUCCCUUUAGGUCAUUCAUUAGCUCAUAGGCUUUCCCUUAUGCUUAUACCUACCUGGUCCUUUUCUCUCUAAUGUCAAAAACAGGUUGAAUCUUGAUACACUAGGUCUUGAGAAAGAUUCAAGAGUUUAUCAGUCAUUACACAAUGUUCCGUCGGAAGGCUAUUAUUACUCACCAGGAACCUGAGAAUGAUUCUCAGCAACAAGAGGCUAAGAUUAACGAACUCAAGGCUGCCAUAGGUCCUUUAUCUGGCCAGAGCUUGAAGUAUUGCAGCGAUGCGUGCUUCAGAAGGUAUCUGGUAGCACGGAAUUGGAAUGUGGAGAAAGCAAAGAAGAUGCUGCAAGAAACCCUCGAAUGGAGGUCGAGCUAUAAGCCUGAAGAAAUCCGUUGGCCUGAGGUUGCACAUGAAGGCGAGACUGGGAAGAUAUACAGAGCCAGUUUCUGUGACAGACAAGGAAGGCCUGUGCUUAUUCUCAGGCCUGGAAUGCAGAACACGAAAUCAUUCGACAACCAAAUCCGCCACCUGGUGUACAUGCUCGAGAAUGCUGUGAUCAACCUACCAGAGGGUCAAGAACAGAUGACUAUCCUCAUCGAUUUCACAGGCUGGUCGAUCACCAACAAUGUGCCCAUCAAGACAGCACAUGAGACCGCCUCGAUUCUGCAGAACCACUACCCGGAGAGGCUAGCUGUCGCGCUUCUCUACAACCCUCCUAGGAUCUUUGAAGCGUUCUGGAAGGUCGUGAAGUACUUUUUGGAUCCCAUGACGUCUCAGAAGGUGAAGUUUGUGUACCCGAAGCGGAACAAAGAGAGCGUCGAGGUAAUGAGGUUGCACUUUGAUGAUCAGAACUUGCCCGCUGUCUUCGGAGGGCAAGGUGACCUGCAGUAUGACCAUGCCGAGUUUUCGAAGAUGAUGAUUCUGGAUGAUGUGAAGACUGCUUCUUUCUGGGGGCUUGAUGCUGCCAAGUUGAAUGGUAUUGAAUUAGGUCCUACUGAGUCUCGUGUGUGAGAUUUAUGGGGGAAAUUGCAUGCUAGCUAUUCGCUAAGCUAAGCAGCUCUUCUCUGUAUGAGUUUAUAUAUUUUGUGGUUGUUAUCUCACCACUGGAAAGACUGAUUUCAAAUCAGCUUAAUUUCUUGUUAGUUUAGAAGAGAAGAAGGGUGUCCCCUCUCUUUGAGCUAUUAAAUUUAUCUAUUCUUAUCUAAUUAUAAAGUAACGAUUUAAUCGGCUACAUUCGACUCAAAUCCGAUCUAUUGUAAGGUGAUGUAUGACCUUAUAACUCGAUUAAGAUUGAGUAAUAAUAAGCAAUGUUAUUAAAG
Linum trigynum is the source of this 3243-nucleotide messenger RNA. NCBI's taxonomy places the organism in Eukaryota, Viridiplantae, Streptophyta, Magnoliopsida, Malpighiales, Linaceae. The record is from the annotation of a GenBank genome assembly.